Messenger RNA from Drosophila rhopaloa, 2534 nucleotides. Its product is annotated as ankyrin repeat domain-containing protein 13D. The record is from RefSeq and is a predicted model, not a curated record. Gene Ontology annotation, molecular function: protein binding. Gene Ontology annotation, cellular component: cytoplasm. The transcript has 7 exons. NCBI's taxonomy places the organism in Eukaryota, Metazoa, Arthropoda, Insecta, Diptera, Drosophilidae. Bases 125 to 2038 code for a protein of 637 amino acids.
ACAGUGUGGCCAGACUUCCAUCCCUUGAAGUUUGUUUUUUUUUUCACGGAGCUCAGAAACAAAAGAAUUUGCAAUUUAGCCGAAGAGCAGACGGUGCAGAUCCAGAUCAGAACGGAUCCGCAGGAUGAGGAGCGUCGAGGAGAUCAAGGCGGAGUACCCGCUGCACUGGCACAUCUGGCACAACGAACUGGAGCAGCUGCAGGCGGCAGUCGACGAGAACGAUAAGGAGAAAAUCGAUCCCCGCGGACGCACGCCCCUGAUGCUGGCCGUGAGAUUGGCCAAUUUACCAUGUGUUAAAUGCCUUCUGGCGGCUAAAUGCAAUGCCACCUACGAGCACGAAGGCUGGUCCAUUGUCCAGGAAGCCGUGUGCACCGGCGAUGUCGACAUCUUGACGGCCAUUAUCGAGGUUCGGGAUCUCCAACGUCAUGUCCAGCGGGUUACGCACGUGCCCAAGCUGCUGCAGCACCUCCUGGACGCCCCCGACUUCUACAUCGAGAUGAAGUGGGAGUUCACCUCCUGGGUGCCCCUGAUGUCGCGGCUCUGUCCCAGCGACACCUACAAGGUCUACAAGCGGGGAGCCAACGUCCGGAUAGACACCACGCUGCUGGGCUUUGACAACAACACCUGGCAACGGGGCAAUCGAUCAUACAUCUUCAAGGGAGCCAAAGAAACUGCCACUAUGAUCGAAAUUGAUCACGACACGAACGAGGUGAUGGUGGAGGAGAUGAGCAGCGACAUCGGCGACAUUGUGGCCAUUCCACCAGCCUUGGGCACUGUGAGGGCCCGUCUCAAUGCCCCGGUGAUCACCAACAACAUCGAGAUGGACAAGAUUAGCUUCGAGCGCAACAAGUGUGGCAUUUGGGGCUGGCGGAGCGAGAAAUCGGAGGUAAUCAACGGCUACAACUGCAAAGUGUAUGGGGCCAGCAAUGUGGAGUUCGUCACCAAGACGCGAAUGGAUCACCUUAGUGAGGAACAGAUCAAGAACAAAACAGCAAGGACGCCGCUACAUAGUCUGCUGGGAAUUGCCGAUGAGGACUAUGUGUCCCCCGCUGACGCCGCUGCUGCACUCAAAGAUCGCACACCAUCGCCUCGUUUGGGGGAAGGUCCAAUCGCAGGAGUUGAGAAUGGAGGCAGAACCUCACCAGCUCCUGGAAUGCAAAGCAACGGCAGCUCCGCCUGUGCCUCGGGCACCAGUACACCCAAGUCUUCCGUUACCCCGGAGGAGUAUUUUACUCCGGAGGUGGAUCUUCACGGAAGGGAUGUCGGCGGUCCCAAGAACCUGAGCACAAAGGUGCAGCGCUUUAAGGCCAACUUGUGGCUGGCCGAGGAGCAUCCCAUUCGACUGCAGGAACAAGUGCUGCCCAUCCUAGACCUCAUGUCCACCAUGGCUAGUCCACAUGUGGCCAAGCUAAGGGAUUUUAUAACCAUGCAGCUGCCAGCCGGUUUUCCCGUCAAAGUGGAAAUUCCGCUCUUCCAUGUCCUAAAUGCCUGCAUCACAUUCGGAAAUGUGUUUGCCUUAACUACGCCAGUGGAUCACGUGGCCACGCUGCAGGAGCAGGACCGGGUUACCUGUCUGGUGGACGAUCGCUGCUUUGAUGUUCCGGCCCACUAUACAAAUAGGGGCAGUGAUGUCCGCCGACAGAUUCCUCUCGAUGAGGAUGAUAUGCUCCAGUAUGCUAUCGAGCAGAGCCUGGUGGAAACAAGCGGAGCCUGCGGCGUGGACGCCAGGGACGACGACAAGGUUGACAUCUGGGAGGUGCUAAGGGGCCAAAACGUCGUGGGAUCUGAUCUCUUGCCCGAGGACGACGAGCAGCUACAGCGAGUUCUUCAGGAAUCGCUGCUGGGCGCGCAUGCGAACCUUCAAAGCGGUUCGCCCGCCUCCGAGGAUGACGACGAUGGAGGAUUCCGGUAUGUGGAUCCGGAUUUGGCCAUGGCCAUGCGACUGUCGCAGCAGGAACAGAGAAAGUUCGAACUGGAGCGGCAGCAGGAGCAGGAAAUGAUCGAGCAGGCGCUAAAGCUCAGUCUGCAGGAGCACUAAUAGCCUACCAGCGAUUCCAAAUUGAAGUUCUUUUGAUUUCUAGUGUAAACUUCGGACUAAGUUGUAUAAAUAAUACGAGUACUUUAAGUUCCCCUCGCAUCCUUCUCCGCCCCUGUCCUUGUUUUGAAUUGUGAUACAAGCGGGACACAAACGGGAAGCUGUCGCCUGGUCUCAACUCGUCCACUCGCAACCGAAGGAUCCACCCUCUAUAUACCAUGUAUCCAAAGUAGUCUUCGUAGCUGUAGCUUUUGCAAAUGUAUCUAGUAUCAGGUAGAUACAGUCUUAAAAUUAAGUGCGUGUGGUAACGGAAAGAUAGACUCGAAGUAUGUUUGCUGACUUCUGACCGGCUUACCACAUGUGUGCGUGUCCUUAAUCUGUAUCCACUAAUCAACAUUAACCAUAAUUUAUACUAAUCUACACCAACUCACAUCAUGCCCAUGUAAGCAGUCACCUUUUUGUGUAAAUGAAGAAUAUAUAUGAAAUAAUCAUCAGAAAA